GGAUCGUCGCGGACGGCGCCACCGCGCCGGAAGCCCACGCGCUGCCCGCGUUCUUCGCCGAGCGCGCCGUCCGCGACGGCCCGGCGUGCGCCGCCUUCCGCCGCGGCGGCCGGCAACUCUACGCGCCGCUGGUCUUCGAGGAUGGCGCCGCGGCGCUCGACGGCGCGCCCUUCUUCGCGCCGACCGGCGAAGAGCCGCUCGCGCCCGCGGCGCCAUGGACCUACGGCUCGCUCGCGACGCACCUGCCGGGCCCGGGCCCCGUCGACGUCGUGCUGUACGCGCGCGCGCGCUACUCCCGCGAGGCCGACGGCCUGCGGCGCCACGAGGUCCGCCGCGAAACGAGCCGGGCCUACGCGGCCGUCUUCGGCGGCGGCGCGCCGGAGGACGCGCCGGCGGACUUGGUCGCGAUCGCGGGCGCCGCGGACGCGACGCAGCGCCGGGCCAUAUCGCGCAUCGUCGCCGGCGCGUCCCUCGUGCUCCGGGGCCCGCCGGGCACGGGCAAGUCGUCGACGCUCGCGAACGCGUGCGUCGCGCUCGCGGCGGCCGGGCGGACGGUGCUCGUCGUCGGCCAGGAGGCCGCGGCCGCGCGCGUCGUCGCGGCCAAGGUCGCGAAGCUCGUCGGCGAAGACGGCGGCGCCUUCGUCGUCGGGCCCGACGAGCUCGCGGACCGGAAGCGGAAGCCGCGGGACGGCGCCGUCGAGGCCGCGGUGCGGCGCGCGCGCGAGGCGUCGCUCCUGCCGCCGGACUCGUUCGCGCGGCGCGUCGCCGACGACCGGGGCCUCGCGGUGUCGUCGUCGCGCGUCGACGACGACUGGGGCCGCUACUGCGUCGUGCUCGAGAAGGACUCGAAGAAGGCGGAGCGGCGCUUCGUCUGCGAGCUCUGCGGCCGCGAGGCGGCGUCCGAGGGCCCCAUCGUGAAGCACCUCGCGAAGCACCGGUCGGACCUGGCCAAGCGGCCGACGGCGGGGAAGAAGCUCGCGGAGUACGAGGCGCUCGACGCGCGGCGCGGCGCGCUCGACGCGGC
This is a messenger RNA of Aureococcus anophagefferens, 1024 nucleotides long. RefSeq lists its product as hypothetical. The annotation marks the transcript as partial. The transcript has a single exon. NCBI's taxonomy places the organism in Eukaryota, Pelagophyceae, Pelagomonadales, Pelagomonadaceae. The record is from RefSeq and is a predicted model, not a curated record.